UCUAUGGGUGUCACAUUGCUUAUAAUCAUGAAAACAAUCACCAUUCUUCUGUGUGUUCUUGCAAAUCAGGUCACAAGCCACGCUAACGCUAUUCUUCCUGCGAGGAUCCUGGCCCAACAAAAAUCUUUAAGUGAGGACAGUGACCUUUAUGUAACCUGCAGUACAUUUGGAUUCAAGAAACAGAUCAUGGUUUGGGUUUAUUUAUGCAAGGAUGGCAUUUGGAUCGAUAAAAAUAAGCAGAAGCCAGAUCAAAAUGACACUACCUUUAUGAUACGCAGCGUUGGUCUUGAUUACAGUGGAAACUACAGCUGUGUUUACUCCAUUGGGAAUAAUUCGCUUCCCAAAGUAACCAUGAGGGGAGACAACGUCAUUCAGAUCCUGGUCAUAUCCAAUUUUCUCCCUGCAGAUAUUUCAGUCGUUGGGCCGUCCACUGUCAGCGAGGGAGACCAUGUUGCAUUCAGAUGUACUGUUUCUGUCACCCUGCAAACACUCGGUGAAUGUCAACUCAUCCACUCUUACCUAAGGAGGAAUGAGACCAUCCUCCAAGUGCAACCAUUUAAUGUCACCCGCAUGGAGGCGACUUUCACCAUCAAAGGUGCCGUCAUGAGGGAUUCAGGCCAUUACAGCUGCGUGGUGCUGCCAUCUAAAUGCAUCAGAGAGCAUGAGAAAACACUCUAUGGAAAUAAUGCAGUAUUACUCGAGGUCACAGUAAAUUGGGCCCUCCCAGUGUUUGUCUCUUGUGGAGCGAUAACCCUGAUGUUAUCGCUGGGUCUGAGUCUGUGGUGGAUCAACAAACGAGGUCAGAGGAUCGGAAGGAAAUCAAAAGCUGGCUACUCAGCUUCAUCUAAUCCAUGUACGGCGAGUCAGCAGGCUAAUACAGACAUGGUGGAGGAACAGCAGGUGCAGACAGAGGGAGAGGAUCUGGACACACAAGAAGGAGACUCUUUCAGCAUGGAAGAGGAAGAAGACUAUUACAAUGCUGUGGUUGCUGAGGACUUCACUUACUCCAAUGAUUGUGAGGGAGUGUACAAUGUUGCAGAUGAUCCACCACCUGCAGAACCAAAUCCAGCAUGUUUGUAUGCCAAGUCCUGCAGACGUAAAAAAACACCAGAUCCAGGCCUCACCUGAUAUUAAUUUCACUUAAAUGCAAAACUGGAACACCUGCCUGUGAUGUUUAGUUCAGUCUGUGUAUCAUGAAAUUAAGGAAAUGUUAAUAAUUAGAAUGGAUGAAUGAAGAUGUUUUCUGAAAGUGCAGUGGCUGUCGAACAUCUGAACAUUAUUACAGUCCACCUUAACAGCAAUAUAGCAGGAGGUUGGAUAGAAAAUGUCGUCAUACAGUACAUUCAAUUCUUAUAAGGAUCCUGUCUUUGUCGCAGAGGGGCGAGAUUACCUUUCGCAUAUUUAAUGAAAAGACUGGGUGUUACCGCUUUAUAAAAUAUACUACAAUUUGUUUUCAGUAAUAAACACGGCAGGUGUUGUAAAUUGUGUUGAUUGAUUUGAAUUUGUAUUAAACAUUGUAGAAAACAAAUCAUUCCUAUUGUUUCGUUUAAUCAGACACAAUUGUACGUUGUCGUCGCCAUUGUCCAUGUUGGUUUUGUAACACUGUCAAAUCAGUCAUCUAGUAGCCAGCUGCAUUCAUUGUUACCACAGUGUCCCCCCCUCAUGGAAGUUCAAGCCAAGAGUGCAAUGACCAAUCUGAUAAGAAAGGCACUCCAUCAGCAGCAGUGAUUGCGAUGACUAACCGUGUUGUUCAGCUGAUGAGCUAGCAAUCAAGAGGAGCACCCAAUAUCUGUGUCGCGGCUGCUUUCCUCCCCUCUCUCAUUACUGCCGCAGCUCCUGUGGGAGCAGAGGAGCUGAGAGAAAGAAUGAAGUAACAACUUUGUCAUCAAACAAUAGGAAGCAGCAUUGUGCAAUGCUGGAAAUGUUCAACUUUCAUUUCAUUUUAUUAUUUAUCUCGAAAAAUCAACAAUGUUGCGAAAGAAAACAAAACAAAAAAAUUAAAACCACAAAAUAAAACACAAACAUUCAGAAUUUAACCAAAGAAAUAAAAAAGGAUUAGCUCAAGAAGGAGCAGGCGGAAGAAAAUAGCUUCUUUUGUCCUGCCCCUUUUUCACAAAAUCAUAUUAUUACAGAGCAAAUAUAUAUGCAAAUACAGCAUACACAUUUUCAGGUUUUACAAUAACUUACAACAAUUCAACAAUAUACAAUAAUACCAAACAAUUCCAUUCCUGCGUUUCGGUCUAUUCUUUUCUGUAUUGGUCAAGUAUUGAUUUCUUUAAACUAUUUUUGAACUGAAUGAUAUUAUGGCUCUGUUGAUGUCAUUGUUCAGUCCAUUCCAUAAGGUCCCCCCACAAACUGAAACACACAUGCUUUUAACAGCAGUUCGCACAAGAGGUAGUCUGAACAUACAAUGUCCUCUUAGAUGAUAUCCCCCGUCUCUUUCAUUAAACAUUGCGCGUAUGUUACAUGGUGAAUUAUUUUCUUUAACUUUAAACAUAAAUUGUGCAGUUUUAAAUGCAACAUUGUCCAUAAAUUUCGGCAAAUGUGAAUUAAAAAAACAGAUGAUUAGUGUGCUCAUAAUACCCAGUGUGAUUUAUUAUUAUAAUUGCUCUUCUUUGCACUGUGCACAUAUUUCGUAAGUUGCUUUUGAAGGUAUUUCCCCAAACUUCCACACAAUAUAACAUAUAUGGUAAAAUAAGUGUGCAGUACAGAGUAUGUAUGUAUGUAUGUAUUUUGGUUCAAUAUGUAUCUAGUUUUGCUCAAUAUAUCAACACUCCUUGCCAUCUUCAUGCAGAGCUACUU
Molecule: messenger RNA, 2802 nt
Organism: Perca fluviatilis (European perch)
Lineage: Eukaryota; Metazoa; Chordata; Actinopteri; Perciformes; Percidae
Exons: 10
Coding region: 4-1128 (374 amino acids)
Source: RefSeq, a predicted model, not a curated record